Lachancea sp. 'fantastica' is the source of this 2244-nucleotide messenger RNA. Lineage: Eukaryota; Fungi; Ascomycota; Saccharomycetes; Saccharomycetales; Saccharomycetaceae. The record is from the annotation of a GenBank genome assembly.
AUGCACACAGAGCUGGUGUUUUGCAAGUCAAAAGUUUUUGUUCAUUGCAGCUCAAAAGCUGAGGAUAACAUACCUGGAUUUCUACUUAUAACGAGGGACACUCAACAGCCGGCUUUGGAAGCUACAGUGACUUGGAUCCCUGAAAAGGACUUGGAAAAAGACCAGAUCAGUGAGCUCACGAAAGCGGAUGUCGACCGGGCGUCUGGAAGUCGAAAGCGAAGAAUUAAAAAAGAUAUUGUCUCGCAAGCCUUGUACGUUGCUUGGGCAUUUUCACUUAAGGUGAGCUCGAUUUUCUCCAUACAGUUCAGACCACCAAGCCCCAGCGGUUAUUGGUAUGGGUCUGUGGCUAUAAACUCGAGAAAUCCUCAGGAACAAGACUCUAUACCAAUCUUGUUCUUUCACGAUGACGUCUGUCCUUCCACCAAGGACAAAAAGAAGGAGCUAUCAAAGUCAUUCGAUCCGUUCAAUGGAACAGACGUAUAUUGGGGUGCUCAUGACUUUCGGGAUGCGCUGCUAGAUAUUGCUGAUCUCAAGCAAACGUUUGUUGACCCCACGGUCUGGCUGGUCAACGCUACCCUAGACGACCUUAGAAAUUUCUCACCCUCAAGUCCAAAGCAGGGUCGAAAUAACACUAAAGCUUCCAGUCCGGAUCAAUCUUUGUGGAACAAAUUUGACGAAGCUAAAUGGAGCGUCAUGUCCAAAUUUGCGGACCUCACAACUAAGUCUACCAAUCGCAUUGCAACUGUUUUUUCACAGCACCCUUUUGUUAGAUUCGUUGACAAACACAAUAACAAUCCUUACGUGAAGCAGAUACUCAGCAACCCCAAAGUUCAAGAAAUCCAAGACGAUUUUGACUCUGCCAAGAUAUACUUGGCGAAAUGGGCUUUGGGCGUAAAAGAACAGGCAGAAAAGUAUCAGACAAAGAAUGGCAUGGAUGAUACUUACAGACGUUUACUAUUCAACGAGCUUGGUAGCGAUGGAGGUGAUGUUCAGCUAACAGAUGAAGAACUCAAUAUAGCCAUGCAAAGGGCUCACACCCUUUCGCGUGCUAAAUGGGAAUCUUUUUUCGAUGCAGAAGGCCGACUCUCAAUAACUGUUCAUGAAGUCAAAGACUACAUUUUUCAUGGUGGGGUUAAAGACAAGCACCUGAGGCGAGAGAUAUGGUUGUUUUUGCUUGAGGUAUUUCCAUGGGAAUCCUCUGCAGAAGAACGUCGCAUUUUGGAGGAAACCCUGCGUGACAGCUACCGGAUCAACUUCAAAAGUAAGUGGGAGUAUCGUGAACCUAAUUCUGAUGCCGAUGAAGAGGCAUAUUGGCACGAUCAGGUAUUACGCGUCGAAAAGGACGUUAAGCGAAAUGACAGAGACUUGCCACUGUACAAGCAUAACACAGAUGACGGAGAAGCAAUUUCUGGUACCGAACUAGACCAAGCGCAAUCAGAUGAGUUGCAGGACAAUGACACCUGGACUGUUAGAAAUCCCCACCUUCAAAAACUCCGGAGCAUUUUGCUCAGUUACAAUGUCUACAACGAUGAUCUAGGGUACGUGCAAGGAAUGUGUGACUUGUUAUCGCCCGUUUAUUACAUUUUGCAAGAUGAAGAAUUGUCAUUUUGGGCUUUCGUCAGCUUUAUGAAUCGAAUGGAAAGAAACUUUUUACGCGAUCAAUCUGGCAUCCGCGAUCAAAUGCUAACACUUACCGAUCUAUGUCAGUUGAUGCUACCCAAAAUGAGUCAUCAUUUGGCAAUGUGUGACUCUUCAAAUCUCUUCUUUUGUUUUAGGAUGCUGCUAGUUUGGUUUAAGAGAGAAUUCGAGUUUGACGAUGUAUGCAACAUAUGGGAGGUGUUUUUUACCGAUUUCUACUCAUCCCAGUUUCAGCUUUUUUUCAUGCUGGCUAUCUUACAGAAAAACAGCUUGCCUGUGAUGCAGAACCUCGACCAAUUCGAUCAAGUUCUGAAAUUCUUCAAUGAGCUCAAGGGAACGAUGGAUUGGAGCGAUCUGAUGAUAAGAAGCGAACUGCUUUUUGUCAAGUUCAAGAAAAUUAUGAAUAUACUUGCAAGAAGUGCAGAGCUCGAUGAGUAUACCCUUUUAUCGAAUGAGGGAAAUGUGAUAACGGAAACUUCUGCUUCCGAAGCAGAGCAAUCACCAGAUGACCGAGCUUCUUUGGUGACAGAAAACUUGAAGCAACUGCUAUCCAAGAAGCUCGUCAUAAAAAGAGAGCCCACGAGAAGUAAAAACUCAGUUAAAUGA